This is a messenger RNA of Pollicipes pollicipes, 1045 nucleotides long. RefSeq lists its product as uncharacterized. NCBI's taxonomy places the organism in Eukaryota, Metazoa, Arthropoda, Thecostraca, Pollicipedomorpha, Pollicipedidae. The record is from RefSeq and is a predicted model, not a curated record. The coding region runs from base 46 to 402 and encodes 118 amino acids. The transcript is spliced from 4 exons.
CGGGCGUGAGGGGCGAGGAAGGCUGCCGGUCUAACAAGAGCAAUAAUGCAGCUCAGCUGGCAACUGUGGGUGUGGUCGCUGCUGCUGUCAGUGCUGGCUCCGCUCGGCCAGAGUCAGUACUGGUCCGGGUACGGCUCGGGCCCCGUGAUCGCUCCGACCGCGCUGAGUGACGCUGCCAAGACACGCAGCGACGCCGACCUGGCGGCCGCCAAGACGGCCGCAUCUUUCGGCCUCCGGAUGUACGGCAAAAGCAAAGGAGGAUCCAACUUCACCAAGAACGUUGCAUCGCCCUACAAGUACCAGGCGCCUGUUUUCUUCACGAGCCACAAGUCCCAGCGGGAUGGGCGAUCCCCCACUUCUGGACCCGAACGACGACCAAUUUUCUUUGGACAACACGCCUGAGUAGGUGGCAAAACGGAGGAGGUCUGUGCAUGAUCUACACCUACCAGCAUGCAGAUAUUGAGACAUCCUCUGCCAGCACGACAACACAACACACAUGACUGCAAAUUGAAGAACUUUGUUGGCAUCCCAUUCAAAUCAGUUGCGUUACGAUAUGACAAGCGCGAUGAAGAUUGUUUUGCAAUAUCACAGCCGCAGGUUCCAAUGUAAUGUUUCAAAAAGAGCACGGAGCAUUUUGGAUAUGUUCCGGAUAAGCUUGGAUAUUCUUGGACAUGCUUCUCGUACCAGCGUACUACCACUUGCUCUGAGGCAGGCGCGGUGCAAAGUCGAGCUCGCGAGAGCGAGCGAAAGUCGGCGCCCCUCCUAUGCAAGAGUUUGUCGUGUCUGGCCCCGUCCGGCACUGCGCCAAUAAUACCGGUCUACUUAGUGGACUGGGCGCGGCCGCAGCGGGAGGUGUGACCGCCACGGGAGAUUGCAUGACGCCUGGAAGCUAUCUGGGGUAAAUCUGCAGCGGCUGCUCGCUCGUCGGUUUGCGGGCACCGCGCGCAGAUGGAGGAGCCCUGUCGGCUGCCUUUCAAUGUUCUAUAUCUGCAGCUUAGCGUAUGUGUUCUGCUUUUUGUGGUGAUCGGCAUGUUGCUUUCAUAUA